Molecule: messenger RNA, 1186 nt
Organism: Nerophis lumbriciformis (worm pipefish)
Lineage: Eukaryota; Metazoa; Chordata; Actinopteri; Syngnathiformes; Syngnathidae
Source: RefSeq, a predicted model, not a curated record
UCAAACAUUACAGGGUGACAGAACAUGAUCAAACAGUACAGGGAGACAGUACAGGAUCAAACAUUACAGGGAGACAGAAAAAGAUCAAACAUUACAUGGAGACAGAACAGGAUCACUGACGGGUCUGCCAACGGCGCCCCUUACAAAAAAGGUGAGAUACAGGUAGACAGAACAGGAUCAAACAUUGCAUGGAGACAGAACAGGAUCGCUGACGGGUCUGCCAACGGCGCCCCUUACAAAAAAGGUGAGAUACAGGUAGACAGAACAGGAUCAAACAUUGCAUGGAGACAGAACAGGAUCGCUGACCGGUAUGGCAACGGAGCCCCUUACAAAAAAGGUGAGAUACAGGUAGACAGAACAGGAUCAAACAUUGCAUGGAGACAGAACAGGAUCGCUGACGGGUAUGGCAACGGCGCCCCUUACAAAAAAGGUGAGAUACAGGUAGACAGAACAGGAUCAAACAUUGCAUGGAGACAGAACAGGAUCGCUGACGGGUCUGCCAACGGCGCCCCUUACAAAAAAGGUGAGAUACAGGUAGACAGAACAGGAUCAAACAUUGCAUGGAGACAGAACAGGAUCGCUGACGGGUAUGGCAACGGAGCCCCUUACAAAAAAGGUGAGAUACAGGUAGACAGAACCGGAUCAAACAUUGCAUGGAGACAGAACAGGAUCGCUGACGGGUCUGCCAACGGCGCCCCUUACAAAAAAGGUGAGAUACAGGUAGACAGAACAGGAUCAAACAUUGCAUGGAGACAGAACAGGAUCGCUGACGGGUAUGGCAACGGAGCCCCUUACAAAAAAGGUGAGAUACAGGUAGACAGAACCGGAUCAAACAUUGCAUGGAGACAGAACAGGAUCGCUGACGGGUCUGCCAACGGCGCCCCUUACAAAAAAGGUGAGAUACAGGUAGACAGAACAGGAUCAAACAUUGCAUGGAGACAGAACAGGAUCGCUGACGGGUAUGGCAACGGAGCCCCUUACAAAAAAGGUGAGAUACAGGUAGACAGAACAGGAUCAAACAUUACAGGGAGACAGAACCGGAUCAAACAUUACAGGGAGACAGAACAGGAUCAAACAUUACAGGGAGACAGAACCGGAUCGCUGACGGGUCUGCCAACUUUCGGCGGCCCUUACAAAAAAAGGUGAGAAACAGGUAAACGUGGAGAGGGCGGGAGUGAGUAAAAAA